UCAAGGAACUUGGUAUACCCAGGAAACUUAUACCCAAGAAACUUGGUAUACCCAAGGAACAUAGAGAGUGAUGGCAGAAGCUGAGGCUAAAGAAGAACUUGGUUUAACAAGCCUCAAGGAAAAGUCUGAUGACUGUGAAGCUGAAACAAGUGUGCUCCAGCAACAACAGAAAAGUGAUAAUGAAGAUGAGGAACUUGAAUGUGCAGUUUGCUUACAGAAGUGUGUUCACCCAGUCCGCCUUCCUUGCUCUCACAUUUUUUGCUUCCUUUGUGUCAAGGGUGUAGCAAACCAGAGCAAGAGGUGUGCUAUGUGUCGGCAGGAGAUACCUGCAGACUUUCUCGAUCACCCGACUCUCCUCUCGUCUAUAGAGGCAGAGAAGGAAGAGGUUCUCCCAGGAGGAUAUCAGUGGUUCUAUGAAGGACGUAAUGCAGAUAUCAUAUUUGUCAGACUAACUGAGCCAGUGCCCACUAUAGCCUCAGCUUCCUGUUCGAAGCUGACAGGAGUGGAACCUGUUGUGGUCUUCUGCUGCUGUAGCCCAUCUACUUAA
This is a messenger RNA of Cherax quadricarinatus, 547 nucleotides long. Lineage: Eukaryota; Metazoa; Arthropoda; Malacostraca; Decapoda; Parastacidae. The record is from RefSeq and is a predicted model, not a curated record.